GUAAAUAGGCUGAGUAACCGAGAGAAAGAGAGGAGAGAUUAGUGAGAGAGGGGGCUGAGGAGCUUUUCUGCUCUUCCUCCAGCAUUUCCAGCCCUUAGCUGGCAGAGCCUGCUGUCUGUUUAUUUCUUUUUCGUUCCGUUUUUGUUGCUUUUUGAAGGAGAGUAGUCUUGUUCCACCACCUCCAGACCAGGGAAGAAUUUCUUGCUCAGAAGCCCGAAUACAAUGAAUUCUGACUCCAGCUCUGUCUCCAGCAGAGCUUCCUCUCCAGACAUGGAUGAGAUGUACCUGAGAGAUCACCACCAUCACCACCACCAUCACCACCACCAGGACAGCCGGCUCAACUCCGUGUCCUCCACUCAGAACGACCUGGUUCAGAAGAUGUCCGGGGAAGGCCUCUCCAGGAACGGCUCCAAGGCGGGAGGGGAAGGCAGCAAGUACAAAAUCAAGAAACAGCUCUCGGAGCAGGACCUGCAACAACUGCGGCUGAAGAUCAACGGACGGGAGCGUAAGAGGAUGCACGACCUCAACCUUGCCAUGGACGGGCUUCGGGAGGUGAUGCCCUAUGCUCACGGACCUUCUGUAAGAAAACUCUCAAAAAUCGCCACCCUCCUGCUAGCCAGAAAUUAUAUCCUGAUGCUCACCAGCUCCCUGGAGGAGAUGAAGAGGCUGGUGGGGGAAAUCUAUGGGGGGCACCACUCGGCCUUUCACUGCGGCACAGUGGGACACUCCGCUGGGCACCCACCUCACGCCGCCGGCACUGUGCACCAGGUGCAUCCCAUCCUCGGCAGUGCCUUGUCCUCAGCCAACACAUCCUCCUCUCUCUCCGCCUCCCUGCCGGCCAUCGGCACCAUUCGGCCCCCACACUCCCUUCUCAAGACGCCCUCUACCCCUCCCGCCCUGCAGCUCGGCAGCGGCUUCCAACACUGGGCGGGCUUGCCGUGCCCCUGCACCAUCUGCCAGAUGCCCCCCCCGCCUCACCUCUCGGCCCUCACCGCCUCCAACAUGGCCAGGAUCUCGGGGGAGACCAAGGAUCUUCUGAAAUGACUUUGUGGGGCUUCCCAGGGCCCCGGGGGUGCGCCGGCUCUUCCACGAGAGGGGAGGGGGCUGCGGCCGAGCCCCUCCCGAGCCGCCGCCGGACCUACUCCCCACUCUACCAUCCCCCAUCCCCCCCCCCACGGGAUUAGUGUAGUAAGGACCUUGAAAGGUAAUGUCUUAGCCGGCUCCUCGGGCGAUGUUUUCUUAUUAUACUAAACCAGAAAAAAAAAUCCCUGCUGUAAAAAUAAUAAUUAUUAUAAUAAUAAUGAUGAUAAUGCCUCUGAUGGUGAACAAAUGUAAAUAAUUCCUUAAAACGGAUGAAAAAAAAAAAAAAAAAAGGACAUGGUUGUCGUUUUACUGUUAGCAGCUAUUAAGAAACGAUGAGAUCAAUUUGGGGCUUCUUCUCCCUCUUUUUCUGGGCUUUUCCUUUCUUUCCUUUCGCACAGCGACACCUCCGAAACUCCUCGCUCCAAACCCAGCUGCUGCGGCCCGAGGUAGCCCAGCGAACCCACGCCUGCUUUCCGGCGCAACUUCCCACCCGCGGCUUCCCUGGCAACAGGGACUACCGAGUCCAUUCACUAAAGUUUUGUGGGUGGUUUGAGGGAUGGCUUACUUUUUUUUUCUUUCACCCCCUUCUUUUUCUUCCCCCUCCCUCCCCUCCCAAAUUUGGUUCAGAUUCCGCUUUGUUUGUGGCUCUUUUUCUUCUUUCCUCUGUGUCUGUUAAAGCAAUACAACAAACAAACAAAUAAAAACUCCCCAACCCCAAUCAAACAUCCAAAACCCAGUACGAAGAACGGCACAACCCCCCCGGCGGUUCUGUUCUGCCAAAUUUCUCCUCUCCUGCUCCCGGUGAAGUGUGCUGGUUGGGCUGGCUGGGGUCCUAGUCUCUUAUUUAUCUUGUUGACUUUGGGUUUGUUCUGGUUUGCUGCCUUGCUUUAAUUUUUUUUUUCUUUUUCCCCUUUCGGUCUGGUUUGGUUUUGCAUGCGGGGUCGGCUUUUGCCAGAUCAGUGACUUGUGUAACUAAAUCGGAAUCUUUGUUGCUGUUUAUUUGCUUUUCGGUCCGUUUCCCUGGGCGCUUGCUUAAAAUAUCGUUAUUAUCGUUUCGCUUGUUUGUUUUUGAUUAGGGCCUCAGAGACAACACCGUGUCUUUAUUUUUUAUAUAUUCUUGAUAACUAUCGAUAUAUUUA
Messenger RNA from Pogoniulus pusillus (Red-fronted tinkerbird), 2222 nucleotides. It is a transcript of the gene OLIG3, whose product is annotated as oligodendrocyte transcription factor 3. Lineage: Eukaryota; Metazoa; Chordata; Aves; Piciformes; Lybiidae. Bases 223 to 1044 code for a protein of 273 amino acids. Gene Ontology annotation, biological process: positive regulation of transcription by RNA polymerase II; axon development; sensory organ development. The record is from RefSeq and is a predicted model, not a curated record. Gene Ontology annotation, cellular component: nucleus. The transcript has a single exon. Gene Ontology annotation, molecular function: DNA-binding transcription factor activity, RNA polymerase II-specific; protein dimerization activity; E-box binding.